AUGAUUCAGCUAGCUUCGCUGAAGCUGUUUCCCUUGGAACGGACUGCAGCCUUUAUGAUCCGGCGUUUUGAUUGGUGGCGUGCUUCGCUGAAGCUGUUUCCCUUGGAACGGCCUGUAGCCUUUAUGGUCCGGCAUUUUGAUCGGUGGCGUGUAUGUUUGAGUUGUGGCCUUGCGAUUGAUGAAGAUCGUAUGCCAGGGGCUUCGCUGAAGCUGUUUCCCUUGGAACGGACUGCAGCCUUUAUGAUCCGGCGUUUUGAUCGGUGGCGUUUAUGUUUGAGUUGUGGCCUUGCAAUUGGUGCAGCAAGUACGCAGGCGAAGUGCGUAAAGCGUGUGACGGUUCAGUUCAUAGCAUUAGAGGACAUCGCGAGCACAACGCUAGUAUGCCAGGCGUGUGGCGCUUCAGCUCAUAGCAUUAGAGGACAUCGCAGUCAUCAACCUUUUGAAGUAUGCCUACAAUUAGGGCGUUUAGCGUUGGCGGUUCUGCAGAAGCAGAUGUUGAGUUGCGUGCAUGGCAGUGUUGUGCUAGUAUGCCAGGCGUGUCACGGUUCAGUUCAUAGCAUUAGACGACAUCGCGAGCACAACACUUUGACCGAGUACGCCAGGCGUGUGAGGAUUGCGGUCAUGAAGUGCGCGAGUUGUGCAGCGGUUAAGUUCAUAGCAGUAGAGGACAUGGCGAGCACAACGCGAGUAUGCGCGGCGUGUGGCGGUCCAGUUCAUUGCAUUAGAGGACAUCGCGAGCACAACGUUUUGAAGAUGUACGCCCGGCGCCUGACGGGUCAGUUCAUAGCAGUAGAGGACAUCGCGAGCGCAACGUUUUGCAGUAACCCUACAAGUAGGGCGUUUCGCAUUGUCGGUUGUGGAGACGCACAUGUUGAGUUGCGUGCAAGGAGGUACGCCAGGCGUGUGACGGUUAAGUUCAUAGCAUUAGAGGACAUGGCGAGCACAACGGAAGUACGCGAGUUGUGUAGCGGUUCAGUUCAUACCAUUAGAGGGCCUCCCGAGCACAACGUUUUGAAGAAGUAUGCCAGGCGUGUGACGGUUCAGUUCACAGCAUUAGAGGACAUGGCAACCAUCAAGGCAUUGAAGUAUCCCUACAAUUACGAGUAUGCGCGGCGUGUGACGGUUCAGUUCAUUGCAUUAGAGGACAUCGCGAGGAUCAAAGUCCUUGGAAUAACUCUUCUAGCGCUGCAUCUAGGCUUUGGGGGCUUUGACAGGGAUGAUGGGGAUUCACGUGCAUGCGAGUAUGCGCGGCGUGUGACGGUUCAGCUCAUAGCAUUAGAGGACAUCGCGAGCAGAACGCUUUGA
This is a messenger RNA of Eimeria maxima, 1305 nucleotides long. RefSeq lists its product as hypothetical. Bases 1 to 1305 code for a protein of 434 amino acids. NCBI's taxonomy places the organism in Eukaryota, Apicomplexa, Conoidasida, Eucoccidiorida, Eimeriidae. The transcript is spliced from 16 exons. The record is from RefSeq and is a predicted model, not a curated record.